Molecule: messenger RNA, 2257 nt
Organism: Puntigrus tetrazona (Sumatra barb)
Lineage: Eukaryota; Metazoa; Chordata; Actinopteri; Cypriniformes; Cyprinidae
Gene: mab21l2
Product: mab-21-like 2
Exons: 1
Coding region: 780-1859 (359 amino acids)
Source: RefSeq, a predicted model, not a curated record
ACACUUAGCAGGCAGUUCUAAACGACCAAAGCUUAAUUCCGUGUAAACAUAAGUACGUAAGUAAAAUCGCACCUAACAAAUAAGCGUUCAAAACUCCCUAUUAUUUUCAGGAAUAUUUUCACCGUGUCCUACUUUACGACCAAAUGCGCGUACAGCGAAAUAACGAACUUCCGACGUGUCAAAUCGCUGUAACGUAGGCUACGGAAAGUAAAAGCUUAGAGCUGUAAUAUGUGCUCGUAAUGCCGUCUGUAUAGCCCAACCUGAAGUCGCCGCCGCUCGAGCGCUGGAUGUUCAGGAGGAGAGCGCCUCUCCGGCGCACCGAGGCUGCGAUUGGCCGACCGCACUGACAGCUAGCUCGCCGAUUGGCCGGAAGGAUAUGGCCGUCCCCUUUUCGCUCCAGCUAGAGGACCAUUCAUAAACUAAACAAUUCCAACACUCACGGAGUCUGGACAACUGCACACUGGCGCACAGUUUUCACGCGCAAACACAAGUGAGAGAUGACAUGACGCGCGGAGAUUUAUCCUGCAGCUGAUACUGGCUCGGAGAACGACUUAAACGCGGUAUACCUUUUUUUUGAGUGCAGUUGGAAAAGUCGCACUGCGUUGCAUCCAUCCGUUUCCUGGUCCAAACUUGACGUCUAUCCGCUCUGGGCGCAGAGUUCAUCACUUCAUUUUUUUUUUUCUCUUUGCUGGGAGUUGUGCCUCUGGCUUCACCGGUAAGCAUUGGAUCCAUCGGCGUACUGCGAAACUCCGGUCUACAGUCCGGAUCUGUGCCCCAACAUGAUUGCAACGCAAGCGAAGCUGGUUUACCAGCUCAACAAAUAUUACAACGAAAGAUGCCAGGCGCGCAAAGCGGCCAUCGCCAAGACCAUACGGGAGGUGUGUAAGGUGGUGUCGGACGUGCUGAAGGAGGUGGAGGUCCAGGAGCCCCGCUUCAUCAGCUCCCUGAGCGAGAUAGACGCGCGCUAUGAGGGCAUGGAGGUCAUCGCGCCCAACGAGUUUGAGGUCGUGCUUUACCUGAACCAGAUGGGAGUCUUUAACUUCGUGGAUGACGGCUCUCUGCCGGGCUGCGCGGUGCUCAAACUCAGCGACGGCCGUAAGAGGAGCAUGUCCCUGUGGGUGGAGUUCAUAACCGCCUCCGGUUAUCUGUCGGCGCGAAAGAUCCGCUCCCGCUUCCAGACGCUGGUGGCCCAGGCCGUGGAUAAAUGCAGCUACCGGGACGUGGUUAAGAUGGUGGCGGACACGAGCGAAGUGAAACUGCGCAUUCGGGAGAGAUACGUGGUGCAGAUCACCCCGGCCUUCAAGUGCACGGGCAUCUGGCCUAGAAGUGCCGCUCAGUGGCCCAUGCCUCACAUCCCGUGGCCCGGGCCGAACCGGGUGGCGGAGGUGAAAGCGGAGGGUUUCAACCUCCUCUCCAAAGAGUGCUACUCGCUAACGGGAAAGCAGAGCUCGGCGGAAAGCGACGCCUGGGUCUUGCAGUUCGCCGAGGCCGAGAACAGGCUGCUGAUGUCGGGCUGCAGGAAGAAAUGCCUCUCUAUUCUAAAGACUCUCCGGGACCGACACCUCGAGCUGCCGGGACAGCCGCUCAAUAACUACCACAUGAAGACCCUGCUGCUGUACGAGUGCGAGAAACACCCGCGGGAGACCGACUGGGACGAGUCGUGCCUCGGAGACCGUCUGAACGGUAUUCUGCUGCAGCUCAUCUCCUGUCUGCAGUGCCGCCGGUGCCCACAUUACUUCUUACCCAAUCUAGACCUGUUUCAGGGCAAACCACACUCAGCCCUGGAGACAGCGGCCAAACAGACCUGGAGACUGGCCAGAGAAAUCCUCACCAACGCUAAAAGUUUGGAUAAACUGUAAAACGCAAAAGGAGGACAUUUUAUGUCGGUGAAUAUUAACGGACGUUCGAGAUCACGACACUGAAAGUGGAGAGAAAGUGAUCGCGGUGCUCUCCGAGUAACGAAACCAACGAAACAAAAGAAUUAAAUAAAACUUUCAAAAAAAAAAAAAAAACCCCGAAGCAUUUGCUUUCGCCGAGGCUCAAACGGGACAUUGCAGGAGAGAGAAAUGAAGGUACAUUUUAAACUAAGUGUAAUGAUUUUGUCGUUUGUUUGAACUGUUUUCACAAAGUGAAAAUUUUAUUUAAAUAUAUGCACAAUUGCGAAUUACAAAAUGUAGCGUGCCAAGUUCUUUUUUUUUUCAUGAUGUGAUCAAAAAAUUGAAACGUGUAAUAAAAUCAUGACACAAUGAAAUUUAAA